Molecule: messenger RNA, 1819 nt
Organism: Lotus japonicus
Lineage: Eukaryota; Viridiplantae; Streptophyta; Magnoliopsida; Fabales; Fabaceae
Product: phragmoplastin interacting protein 1
Exons: 4
Coding region: 90-1628 (512 amino acids)
Molecular function (GO): zinc ion binding; RNA binding
Source: RefSeq, a predicted model, not a curated record
UUGCAUCUUCUUUCUUCCCCAAACCUGGAACUCAUUCUUCAAACUCCAUUGUUUCGCGGCGUGAAACUGCAAACGUUGAUUAGCAAAUCAUGGUUCUAUCGAACAAGAAGCUGAAGCAGAAGCUUAGAGCUGAAUCAGCUCAAAACCUAAUCAACUCCAACGCUGUUGUUGUUGCUGCUCCUGAUACCUCUUUCAAACAGCUUUUGGAUACUGCUAGCCACACACCCAGAUUGUCCAAGAGAGAUGUUCUCAGAAAGCUUCGAUCGUUGCAACCCCCUUCAAAAGCUGCUGCUCCCAAAGAUAAAGGAACGAACAAGGAAAAUGGGGUUGAGGAUUCAGGCAAUCAGAAGAAGAAGAACAACAACAAGAAGAGAAAAGGGGAGGUGAAGGAUGAUGAUGAUGUGACUAAUGGGGUGAUCAGCGAUGCCAGUGAAUCAAAGAAGCAGAAGCAGAAUAAGGCGAAAUCUAAGAAGCAGAAUAAGGCGAAAUCGAAGGAGCAGAAGCAGAAUAAGGUGACAGAAAACGGUUCAAAUAAUGAACCGGAAAUGUCAGAGGCUACAGAGUUAACCAAGACCAAUCCCUCUAUCAGUGAAGACAAUGGUGGUGUUCCUACAAAAGUUUAUGUUGGAGGAAUUCCAUAUUAUUCAACUGAGGAUGAUAUUCGAAGUUAUUUUGAAAGCUGUGGCACUAUCACUGAAGUUGAUUGCUUGAGUUUUCCUGAUACUGGGAAGUUUAGAGGGAUUGCCCUUAUUAGUUUUAAGACUGAAGCGGCGGCCAAACGAGCAUUGGCUUUGGAUGGAGCUGACAUGGGAGGACUCUUUCUUAAAAUCCAACCAUAUAAAAUCCAAUCACAGAAGUCAACUCGAUUCGCUCCAGAAACAGUAGAGGGAUACAACAGAAUAUAUGUUGGUAAUUUGUCAGGGGAUAUAAAAGAGGGAGAAUUGAGGAAAUUCUUCUCCAAUUGCAAUAUAACAUCACUGCGAUUCGGUAUGGACAAGGAAACGGGGGAAUUCAAAGGGUACGCCCAUGUCGAUUUUGGCGAUAGUCAGUCACUGAAGACAGCGCUUACUUUGGACCAAUGCGUUUUGCUUGGAAGACCUGUCAGGGUAAGUCAUGCAGUUCCUUUGAAGAAUUUGAAGAAAAAAACAGAUGAGGAGCCGGGAUCCACUGGAAAUACCAAGAUGAAGAAUAGGAGAUGUUACAAUUGCCAUGAAAAGGGACAUUUUGAUUCUCAAUGCCCGAAGAAAAUACCUGCAGUUCCUUUGACGGAUUUGCAGGAAAAACCAGAUGAGGAGCGUGCAGUUCCUUUGACGAAUUUGGAGGAAAAACCAGACGAGGAGCCAAGAUCCACUGGAAAUACCAAGAUGAAGAAUAGGAGAUGUUACAAUUGCCAUGAAAAGGGACAUUUUGAUUCUGAAUGCCCGAAGAAAAUACCUGCAGUUCCUUUCACGGAUUUGCAGGAAAAACCAGAUGAGGAGCGUGCAGUUCCUUUGACGAAUUUGGAGGAAAAAUCAGAGGAGCCAAGUUCCAGUUUAAGUAACAAGAAGAAGAAUAGGAGAUGUUACAAUUGCCGUGAAAAAGGACAUCUUGAUUCUGAAUGCCCGAAGAAACAAUCUUCCAUCGUGUAGACAGUUUGAUUGUAGAACUCAAUGUCAUUGGUUUUGUUUCUUCAAGUAGGUGUUGUUUCUUCAAUCGACAAUUAUUUAUAUCUUGAAAUUUUGCUUAACGAAAUUCAUCAAUAGCUGCAAGAGAUUGUGAAAUUUUAUGGUUAUCUGUGCCUGUGUUUACUAUCUGAUUGAUAAUUUGUUUUUUUGUUCAA